This is a messenger RNA of Aspergillus viridinutans, 1788 nucleotides long. RefSeq lists its product as uncharacterized. Lineage: Eukaryota; Fungi; Ascomycota; Eurotiomycetes; Eurotiales; Aspergillaceae. The record is from RefSeq and is a predicted model, not a curated record. The transcript is spliced from 3 exons. Gene Ontology annotation, molecular function: catalytic activity. Bases 1 to 1788 code for a protein of 595 amino acids.
AUGGCUGACCAUAAGCUGGUCGGGUGGAUAUCUCCCGACAACCAUCGUAGCACGUCCGAAAUCAUCUGGAGCUGUCUUGCAAUUUUCCUGGUCUGCACCUGGAAAUGCAUGCAUCUCAACAUUCCCAGCGUGAAGGAGCGUGGUACAACGGAAUGGGUCAAACUACUUGGGAUCCCUCUCCCAAAGCCGUCCCCAGAGCUGCGACGGAGGUGGCUGAAGAGAGUGGGGUGGAUGUUUGUUUUGGCCAUAGCACCGGAAUUAGGGGUCAUGAUUUCUGUAAAUCAGAAGCACGUGGCGGAAGAGCUCUACGAUAGGCAUAAACACAUGGACUGGUCGGUAGUUCAUGCCCACUAUGCGAACAUGGGUGGGUUUUCCAUAGCGAUUCCGGAAGAGGAGGGUGAGAUUAAAGCAGAAGGCACCUCUGUUGCAACCAAUGCCGCAGAAUCAGAAACAGCAGCAGCAGAAGCUGAGCAUAUGAUGGCGUCGCGAGAGAUUAACGCUGAAAGCCAUGUUGAGGAUGCUGUUGACAAGAGAGAGCCUUCAGUGGAGGAGCGGUUGAUUGGACUGGACAAUGUGGAGAAGGAGACGCGAUUCCGAAUCAGCCGGUUGCAGGCAAGCGAUCUCGCGCGUCUCGAUGAACUUGGUUUAUUUCCUGCCACUAAAGCGUCCCACGGCAAGAACAGGGCUCUCCCCAUGACCACCAUCGAUGAUAUCCAGGACCGGUCCAAAUCGGACGCCUUCACAAAGUUCUUCGCACUCGUCCAAUGUGCCUGGUUAGUGAUCCAAAGUAUUGCGCGUGCUUGUGCGGGUCUCCCAUUAACUGAACUUGAAUUGACCACCCUCGCCUUUAUCUUCUGUGCUUUCAUCAUGUACUGGUUUUGGUGGGAUAAACCGUUUGAUAUUCAGACACAAACCAUCCUCCUCUGUCCGCCGGAAAAGGCAGAACAGAUGCGAGAUUUUAUCAAAAGAAAGGACCGAUUUCUAGGAAGCGAUAGAGAGCCACGCUUCCAUCAACUCAAUACUUUGGCGAUUGACGGGUUCUUGGAUAUGUUUAGCAGAUCGGUUAACCACCCCCCCUUGACUCAGAAACUGUCCCCAGCAGUCCACGUGUUCGACUGGCUUGGCUACGGGCUCUCUGAACGCCCCUGGGAUCCAUCGGUUGACACCUCGAUUUCGGGCCAGGUACCGAUCCUGGAGGGUCUACUGGCGCACUGGGGUCUGGAAUCAACCCAUCUAGUGGCUCACGACAUUGGCGGGGGGAUCGCACAGCGCUUUGCCAUUUUCUCGCCGCAGAGGAUUCGUUCCCUUACGCUUGUUGAUGUGGUCAGUUUUGACAGUUAUCCGUCUGCGAGAACGAAGAAGCAGAUGGAGGACGGGCUGGAGGCCCUGAUUCGGGCGCCUGAUGCGGAACAUCGCGAGCAUUACCGGGAUUGGUUGCUGUCUGCUGUGCAGAAAUGCGAGCAGUUCGAGAGUUCGAGUCUCGAAACCUUUCUGGGAUAUAUAUCUGGCCCCGUCGGGCAGGCGAGUCUUUACCAGCAUCAGGUUCGGUUUUAUGAUCCCAAGCACACGCUGGAAAUUGCCGAUCGGUUGGGCGAGCUGGGGAAAUUGCCUGUCAAGCUGAUCUGGGGUGCGAAUGACGGGUGGCAGGUUCCUGAUUGGGCGCAUAAAUUGCAUGAAUCUAUUCCUGGCUCACAGGUGGAAAUUAUCGAGGAUAGUGGGCACUUUUCUCAGGAGGAUCAGCCAGAAACGCUCGCGCAGUUACUGGUCACGUUUCUGAAGCAGCAUUGA